UAUAAAGUAUGGAUUAUUUCCUAACUCGUUGUGGUCCUAUCACAGCCCUACAGUGCUGGGUGAUUAUUUCCCAGAAAGCAGUGGAAAAGCAAAUUACCUAUAGGGAAGACGCAGCAAUGGAGGUGGAUUUAAUCAGUACCCUGGGCCAUAACUGGGCAGUAUUGAGCACAGUCAGGUGUAGCCAAGGUUAUAAACCUUCUGGAUUUCAGUUCUGGGCGGGUGACGUCACCAAGUUAAAUAUAAAGCUCUUGUUUUACUGCAGUUACUAAUUGCCACAUGCAACUGCCAGAGGAUUCCCAACACAACAACAUGUUUUGUAGGUAACACCAAACCUCUUUUUGCCACUAUAGUUCCACCGUCACGCUCAUGCUUGGGCACACAAUCCCAUCACCUCCCCACUGACAGCCUCAUAGUUAUUAUUUCCAGGAUCUGCUCCUGUUUCUUUAGGCACAUGACCUUGUCCAUAUAAACAUAUCUAAAGCUGACCAAAAGCACCUGCAGGUCACUGGAGUAUGAUAGAGGCAUGACGUUGGGAGCCAAAGGUGCAACAGAUUCCCUGAAGCCAUAUCCACACUUAGUUGCGCAUAUCAGUCGAUUAUUUAUAGUAAACAAAGGUCUUGUGUAUUAAUUUACAGGUAUGUACAGAUAGAUGUGCUGCAAUCCAUUGUCUCCAUAAUAAAUUCUCUGCCCACUUACCCUUUAUACUAUUGGAAUGUGGCCCUUGUAUAAUUGAAUCAGUGAAGGUUGGACACCUAUGCUAAGAACACCCCAAAGGCUCAGGGUCCAUCCACUUGCCUAUUGUGGGACAAUUGAAUUAGUGAAAACAAACCACACCUAGAUAUAAGGACACCUAGAUAGAAGGCUCCGCCCACUUACCUAUGAAUGUGUCACACGAGGAGGCCAACUUCACCAAAAUAUGAGGAGUCCUUCAUACUGAUCUGAGGUUACAUUUGUCAGCCAUUGUAACUAUCAACAAGUGUUACUUUCUUUUCCUUCAAGCAGCAGACUGACAUUGAGCACUUUCUUACAGAAGCAAUAGAAUUACAUUGGCAUCUCAUGGGCGAAUAUACUGCAAAGGCAGAGAUCCUGGGGAGGUAUAAACCUGAGCUGAUCUGUAGAGAAAAGAAUAAGGAAUCCAAAUAUUCAAUUACGUGGUACAACUGCACAUUUCUUUCCCCUCGAGUUGUUUCCAUAGUAAGGGCACAGAGGUAUAUUCUCAGCAGUAGAUGAACAAUCCAUAGAUGACUGACCCAUGAAUCGGCUGGAGAUCACGUGACAGUUCUAUAAUGGCCACCAUUCCUUCAAUCACUAGGCGACUGGCUCGUCGCGAGUUCAGUUCUUCCAAAGAUGGGAGGCUGUCCGUAGGAGGUUCUGUAAUGAAGAUCAUUUCCAGUACAUCGGUAGAAUCACUGUUAACGGCAGAAGAAGACUUUUUGGAAUACUUGUCUUUCCUAAGCACGGUGGCACUGAAUGCAUUACUACGGGCUGGUGCAGUGGAUCCAGGGAAUGUAAAGCUACUGCAACAUUUCAAUGAAAGUUUCCAUGGACUCUGGGAAUUAAUAUCUGCAAGUUACAAAACACUAAAACAGACACAUGAACAGAAUUUGGCACUGGACACUGAUGAGCUCUACCUCCUGCAACAAGCAACUGACUUUGUUCAGAUAUUUAAAGAAUAUUUUGAAUCGGUUUCAGAUUUUAUGGUGGUAAAGGGAUUUGACAGAGCAGCCAAGCAAGCGAGUUCAUACUGGAAAUCCAAUAAAAAGCUGCUGAGGCAGAUGAUCAAAGACACAACAGAUGGCCCAGUGCAAGUUCUGCUACAGAGAGUCUUUAUUGACCCCUUCCGGAACCACGUGCAACAUUACACGCUUUUCUUGUCAAAUCUCAUCGAGGAUUCAGAAGCUGAACCUCUCACCGACGUUCUCAAUACCUUUGUGGAGCUUCAGAAACAUAUCAGUCAAAUUCUGGAUGAAGCGUCUCAAACAAAAAUACUGUGGUCUCAGAUAUCCAACAAAUUAACGCUUGCCCUGUGCCACUCCGAGCGGAGAUUACAAGAAGACAGCAGAAAUGUUCCGGUUACUGUUACCAAUGGAAGAUACGAGAGGGUUCUUCUAUUCAAUGACAUGCUGGUGUUUCUUCAGGGUCACGAGUCCAAGAGCUUUGACCUAAAGACAGUUUGGGUAGAUUCAACAGUAAAGCAGAAACCUGAGCCAAACAACUAUUGUCUGAGGAUAAUUACGCCGGAAGAUGAGAUCGUUCUCUGUGCUAGAGAGCCUCAAUGCCAGGGGCUGUGGCUAUGGAAGAUAAAUCAACUGAUUCGCCAGGCACUUAAUGGAAGCAGGGAUUACCCUUUAUGGGGUAAGACAGGAGAAGUAACCAACCCACCUACAUGCCGCUUCUCUACAUACACUUUCAGGAAUGACGGCAGAUUUAAGGAUGCUACUUAUGAAGGAGACAUGUCCUGGGGGAAACCACAUGGGAAAGGCACCCUAAAAUGGCCAGAUGGACGUAAUCAUGUUGGGGAUUUCAAGUUUGGUCAAGAAGAUGGGUUUGGUAUAUGUCUGGUUCCAAACUCUACCCAGGACCUAUACGAUUGCUAUAAAUGCCAUUGGCAGACUGGAUCCAUGCAAGGUUAUGGAAUCUGUGAGUAUGCUGAUGAAUCCGUGUAUAAAGGCUACUUCAAAGACAACAUGCGGCACGGAUUUGGGAUCUUAGAGAGCAUGGCACCAGACGCAGACCCAUUUAAAUACACUGGCAAUUGGGAUAAAGACAAAAGAUCUGGCUAUGGAGUCUGGGAAAGCAAAAACAAGGGUGAGAGGUACAUUGGAAUGUGGCUGAAAAAUAACAGGCAUGGUCCUGCCAUCAUACUCACUGAUUCAGGUGCCUGCUACCAGGGGACCUUCCACUCCAAUAAAAUGUCGGGUACAGGCAUUCUGCUGUCAGAAGACUCCACAAUGUAUGAGGGAGAGUUCACAGAAGAUCGUUUGAUGGCUGGAAAGGGCAAACUUACUUUUUCAAAUGGAUUCACACUGAUCGGAACCUUUAACAGACAUGCUUCAUUGGGCCUGCAUACUCAGGGAGUUCUCAACACAACUAGUGCCCAUGAUGAUGAGACAAUAAAACGAAAAUUUCAGCUAGGUUCCGAAUUGUUCCCUGUGGAAGAACGGUGGAAUGGUAUUUUCGAACCUUUCCUGAAAUUCUUAGAAUCUGGGUGCCAGGGAGAGACAGAAGAGUUCUUUUUAGGCUUCCACGUCCAGUCAAGUAAAAAACUCCAGAAAUCACAAGAAUAUCUUUAUUGUCAGAGAGACAAGGAUGAAGUUUCAGGUAAAAUUGAAGACAUUUUAAAAGAGAUUAGUGUUUUCCAAAAGCACGAGGACCUGCAGCAGUAUCUGGAGAAGGCUUUUAAGUCUUCCCAUCAUCCCUUUAAGAAGCUCUUGAAGAUCAUGCUUGUAGUAUACCAGGCAACAUAUGCUGGCGUGGGAGCAAAUCUGCAUCUCCUCAGCAUGGCCCAGGAGGAAAUAAAAUAUUAUGCCAAGAAACUAUUGGAAUUUUGCAGAGCCUUAAUAGUUAUGGCUGGAGAGAGAAAUGGUCACAGAAACUGUAUUUUGGAUGAAAACGAAGAAACAAGUGAUGACACCUAUGCUUACACCUUAAUUCUACCUCUCAUCCUACCACGGUUUCACCCCGACCUAUUCAUGCUAUACAUGCUUUACCAUGAGCAGGAGGACGGAUUCUACUGGCAGGGGAUUAUCCGUCUGGGGCACCUGACAGAUACAAAGCUACUGGAGUUCUUGGAUGUACAGAAACAACUGUGGCCCCUGAAAGAUGUCAAACUUACAACCAACCAGAGGUACUCCAUCGUGAGACACAAAUGCUUCCACUCAGCAAUUGAAUGUCUACAGAAGAUAAUCACGACUGUGGAUCCAAAAGAGAAACUGGAAAUCAUCCUGAAGACAUACACGGAGAUUGAGCGGACGGUAUCCCGAGUAGUAGAUAAAGAUUACAAGCUUCCCAUGGAUGAUCUUUUGCCAUUACUAAUAUACGUGGUGUCACGAGCAGGCAUACAACAUCUCGGAGCAGAAAUUAACUUCAUUCGUGACCUGAUGGAACCCAGUAACAGAGGAGGGAUAUAUGAUUUCCUACUAACUGCAUUGGAGUCCUGUUACGAACACAUCCAGAAAGAAGAAAUCCGACACUACACGUGCUAGCAGCUGAUUUGGGGAGUGUGAACUACACUGCACACUGAGCCUGACUGUUUCGGAAGUGCAAAAUACUUUUUAGUAGCAGAUUUCAGCAGCAGCCGCUUCUAUAACUACAGGGCUGCUUAAAUAUCUGCAUGACCCCAUGAUCUCCUCAAAAACAUCAGAGCAUGGAGGUAGAGAAUUACUAUAAUUUGGGGCUGGUUCCUUUCCAUUAGAACACUCACAGGGCUAGACUAACUCUCUAUCCAAUCAGAGGAUAAGAACAUUCACAACGCUAGGACAUCCUUUAGCAAAUCAGUGUAUCUGAAUAUUAAAGGGGCUAAAACAAAUAUGUAGCCAAUCAGAAUAUUCACAGAAAUAAAACCAGUCAAUAGUUAAUCACAGCUUUAUAACAUUUGCACGGCUAGAACUACUUGUAGUCAAUCAGCAGAUCAGAAUAUUCAAAGGCUUGGACCCAUCUGCAAUAAGAACUUUAGGAUGCUGACAGCACAAAACUGGCAACUGCAAAAAAAAAAAAAAAAAGAGUAACUGGGCAACGAAGGCACUGAAACUGAGUUAUAAUGCAAAUGAUCUUAUAAUUAAAGUGGGUGGGUAACAGUAUUUUUUGCAGGUCGUGAAUAUAUUUAUUGUACAUAAAGUAGCUUAUUUAGGGUUAAAAUUACUUCCAUUUCUUAUGUUCAAUUCUAGUUCUUUUGUUUGGGUAUAUUUAUCCUUUAUUUAUGAAGCACCUGCAUGUACAGAGAUUAUACAUCAUUCACAUCAGUCCCGGUGGAGCUUACAAUCUAAAGUCCCUAUACACUCACUAGGGACAAUUUUAUCAGGAGCCAAUGAAACUGCCUGUAUGUUUUUGGAGUGUGGUAGGAAAACCCAUGCAAGCACAGGUGGUUCGUUUGUCUCUGACCAACCAUCCUAACUCUCCAAGAACACCAGUUAAAAUUCCUGAAUAUAUUUAUUACCUAAAAAGAUGAAAAACUUUUUAAAAUUUUUUUUUUUUUGAUAGUAAAACAACUCAGUGGGCUGGGAUAUUAAUGCCUCAGAGAUAACUAUAUAUAUGUCAUCCAUGGAAACUGUCAUCAUCCAUGUCAACUGUCAAUGACGGCCUUAAGUCAGAAACAGAUAUAGGAACCCUUCAGUUCCCUGUGUGAGACAGUGACCCAGUUGGGCUACUUCUACCUUGGUGCUUUUUAGCCACUGCCUCAAGCAGUUAAAGUCAGCAACUGUCAUUAGCAAAAGUGCCCGAGCAAAACUAUCUGCACACCUGGGUCUGGCUGUGCCACUGAAAUCGCCAAUGCCAAAAAACUGAUUUGGCUUUACCCACCAGGCACACAACCGGCUGGCCAGCAAUUAUGGCUUUCAGGUUCUACUACAACUUCACAAAUGAUUCACAAUUAAAAGCCUUGAUAUCUUAGUUACAGUAACUUUUAAGUAGAUAUAUUAUGUACAUUUCAAACAAACGAGUGCCGACUCCCUAUGGAAACAGCAACUUGGUAUAGCACAACGCUGAAAUGAGUUACACUUGGUUCCUGCACACCACACAAUAUACUAGGCACAUACACUACAGCGAGACUAUUUUCACACAACUGUGCAAUCUUUUUUUAUCAACCAUUGGGCUCAGGGAUCGAGCAAGAGUUUUAUUUAUGCUGCCCGUUGGACAACGUUUUUGAUACUUCAAUUUUUUUUAAAAAUAAAAUUGUAAUUAAAGAUCUUUAAUAUGAGGAUGAUUGAAUUGUAAAUAUUGUAUUUGUUUAUUGUGUAAAGUAUUCCUGUGGUUAAAUGGAUGAACCUACAGUAUAUUAAAUUCUUUUUGGCAUUCGA
Xenopus laevis (African clawed frog) is the source of this 6014-nucleotide messenger RNA. RefSeq names its product ALS2 C-terminal-like protein (gene als2cl.L). The transcript is spliced from 27 exons. The record is from RefSeq and is a predicted model, not a curated record. The coding region runs from base 1287 to 4205 and encodes 972 amino acids. NCBI's taxonomy places the organism in Eukaryota, Metazoa, Chordata, Amphibia, Anura, Pipidae.